Messenger RNA from Gracilinanus agilis (Agile Gracile Mouse Opossum), 2921 nucleotides. RefSeq names its product prickle planar cell polarity protein 1 (gene PRICKLE1). The record is from RefSeq and is a predicted model, not a curated record. Lineage: Eukaryota; Metazoa; Chordata; Mammalia; Didelphimorphia; Didelphidae. The transcript has 7 exons. Gene Ontology annotation, molecular function: zinc ion binding. Bases 4 to 2493 code for a protein of 829 amino acids.
GUGAUGGAACCUUUGGAGAUGGAGCCCCAAAUGAACAGACUCAUCUUUGGGUAUCACAGAAGCUCAACAUCUGAUGAUGAUUCUGGCUGUGCCUUGGAAGAAUAUGCCUGGGUUCCACCAGGUCUCAGGCUAGAACAGGUCCAGCUUUACUUUGCUUGUUUACCAGAAGAUAAGAUUCCUUAUAUUAAUAGCCUUGGAGAGAAACAUCGGAUUAAACAACUUUUGUACCAGUUACCUCCACAUGACAAUGAGGCGAGGUAUUGCCAAUCUUUGAGUGAAGAAGAAAAGAAGGAAUUGCAGGUGUUCAGUGGUCAGCGUAAAAAAGAAGCACUUGGAAGAGGAAUGAUUAAAUUUCUUUCCAGAGCACUAACACAUACAGUCUGUGAACAGUGUGGCAUAAAGAUAAAUGCAGGUGAAAUUGCAAUAUUUGCCUCUCGAGCUGGACCUGGAAUAUGGUGGCAUCCUGCCUGUUUUGUCUGCUUUACAUGCAAUGAGCUGCUAGUUGAUCUCAUCUAUUUUUACCAGGAUGGAAAAAUUUACUGUGGUAGGCAUCAUGCCGAACUGCUCAAACCACGCUGCUCAGCUUGUGAUGAGAUAAUUUUUGCUGAUGAGUGCACAGAAGCUGAAGGCCGCCAUUGGCACAUGAAACACUUCUGUUGCCUUGAAUGUGAAACUGUCCUUGGUGGACAAAGAUAUAUUAUGAAGGAUGGUCAUCCAUUCUGCUGUGGUUGCUUUGAAUCCCUCUAUGCAGAAUACUGUGAGACCUGUGGAGAACACAUAGGUGUUGAUCACGCUCAAAUGACCUACAAUGGACAACAUUGGCAUGCCACAGAAGCUUGCUUUUCCUGUGCACAGUGUAAAAUUCCGUUGUUAGGUUGUCCCUUUCUUCCCAAACAAGGACAAAUUUAUUGCUCAAAACCCUGUAGCCUUGGAGAAGAUAUUCAUGCCUCAGAUUCCUCAGACUCUGCAUUCCAAUCCGCGCGAUCGAGAGACUCUCGGAGAAGUAUCCGUAUGGAGAAAAGUAGUCAAACAACCGAUCAGUGUAGACAGUCUCUGCUCCUCUCCACUGCGCUGAGCUCUAAGUUCCACCACUUUUCUGACAAUACUGAAGAAACCCUUUCUCAUAAACUGAAUGAUCUGAACCUCUCACACCAAGGAGUGGGUUUUGUCAAUAAAGAGUUUUGGGAAGGUGAAGGAAACCAGGAAACACUAGAAGACUCUGAAGAAUGGGCAAAGCACGAAGACUAUAUGACUCAACUGCUUCUCAGAUUUGGUGAUAAAGGUCUCUUUCAGCAGCCUAGAGAAAUGGACCUUCAAUCCAGUGAGCAGUGGAUAACUGAUAAUAUGGUUGUAAAGAAGACCGACUUAAAGCAAAAUAAGCAGAGCCUCGCAAAUGAAAAGUACCAGUCAGAUACGUACUGGUCACAGUCACAGGAUGGAUUGGGUGAUUCUGCUUAUGGUAGUCACCCAGGUCCUGUUGGCAAUAGAAAACUCCAAGAAUUGAAUAUGGAGCACGGAGCUUCUGGAUACAAUCACGAUCAAACACGUUGGUAUGAAGAUCCUGUGGAGUGCUUGUCUGACUUGAAAAAAGAACAAAGUGACCUGGAUUCUAUGGAUUCCUUGACCUCAUCGAAUAUUAUAGGGACUUCAGUAGAUGGAGAAAGCAAGUCAAGACCUUCAUUAUAUUCUUUGCAGAACUUCCAGGAAAUAGAAAGAGAAGAGUGUGAGAAAAUGAGCAAUAUGGAAACUUUAAAUUCUUCUCUGCUCCACAGAACCACCGAAUCCUUAAAGAGACUCAGCUCUGAAUUGUAUCCAGAAAAGAUACUGGCUGAAGAAAAACACCGAUCAGCACACCUGCCAGUAUUGAGAAGAUCCAAGUCUCAGUCUAGACCCCAAGUGAAAUUUUCAGAUGAUGUUAUUUAUAAUGGAAACUAUGAGAGUACUGAAACCAGCCAGCCACCAAUGAGUGAAAGGACUAGGAGAAGAGUUUAUAAUUUUGAGGAAUGGGGACCACGGCCUCAUCCUCAUCGUCGCAGGAGAAACAGGAAAUCUUGCUCAGACAACGCGCUGAACCUGACUACAGAAAGAAAGUACUCCCCUAAAGCUAGGCAUUGGUAUUAUUCUCCAGAGAACUAUGGAAAGUUUAUCCAAAAUAAAAGUGCUCACGAGCUCCCUGCUUACAUGCAAAAUGCUGAGCUCUGUAGACAGUAUGUUCACGUUACUUCAGAUUAUGCAUCACAGAAUCAGACGGCUGAUAAAUUUAUCAGACUUUAUGGUGACAAUGAUUCGUCAUGUUCAACCUCUUCUUCUGAGUCGGAAGAAGAAGGAUACUUUCUUGGGCAACCCAUUCCUAAACCACGACCACAGAGAUAUGCCUGCUAUACAAAGGACCUCUCCAAUCCAACACUGGAAGUACUUACUCAGUAUGGACAAAGGACAUCAAAAUCCAAAGGGAAAAAGGGACACAAAGGCAAAAAUUGUGUUAUUUCUUAACUCAGUAGUUAUGGAAAACAUGCAUUUGAACUCUGUAGUUGGCAGGUAGAUUUAAAUACUUUGCCAACAAAAAUGGUAACCCAAGUGAUCAUACACAUAUUCAAAAAUAGUUUGUCCAGCUUCAUCUCCUUGCAUGUUACCAAGUUUAUAGGUUAUCUCUGAAGGACUACAGGUUUUUCAAUUCAAAGUAAUAAAUCGUUGUUACAUAGUAUUUAAACUCACUAUAGAGAGGGCUUUCAUUUUAAAAGAUGGAGAAAUAAUAGCCACCUUCAUUAAACAGUAGUUUUAUUUUUCAUUAAUGUUAUCCAAACUGGCUUAGAUCUUGAUUGCUUUGUUUUAUUAUGAAGCAUGCAUAUAAUUAGAACUGACAGAGAAAAAAAAUGGUCCAUUAUAUUGUAUAAGGCCAACUGGAACCCUUUCAACAUUUA